AUCAAAUUGCUAACCAUAGGUCGGUGAUCGUUAGAUUCCAGACGUCAUCCCUAGCGCCGCCGUCAAACUGUGGUGUUCCGUCAGCCUGCAAGGUUGGUGAUCGUAAGGUUUUUGCAAAGGCAAAGGUUUAUCAGUUUGGAGAAUGAAAACAAGGAGACGAAGACGAUAUCAUGGUAAAGACAGAAUCAGUGCUUUACCUGACUGUCUUUUGCUUCAAAUUUUGUCUAAUUUGGAAGUCUAUCGAGCUGUUCAAUUAUCCAUCCUCUCCACAAGAUGGAAGAAUAUCUGGAAACAUAUGUCCGUUGUUACUUUGCAUCACAGAAACUUUGAAUCUAUCGAAAGUUUUGCUACUUUCGUUUCUCAAUUUUUCUCUUUUCGGACUGGUAAAUCCUCUCUGCAAGCUCUCAAUUUUGAAUGCUUCCACUAUUUUGAUCCUGACCUGCUCAAAAGGAUUAUAAAAUACUUAUUUUCACACAAUAUCCAACUGUUAGAUAUGUCCGUGCCUUGUAGUCUCGAACACUUUCCACUUUGCACCAACUUUUCAUAUCAUUCUCUAACCUCUCUUAAACUUAUUGCAUGCCAAGAAAUUUAUCAUUGGGGUAGACAAGGACCAGUAUUUCCAAAUUCUCUUCAAUUUCCUGCAUUAACCUACUUGUAUUUAGGAUUCUUCACCUUACUCUGCACUACAGAUGAUGGCUAUGCUGACCCCUUUUCGGUAUUUCAAAGUUUGAAUACUUUGAUCAUUAAACAUUGUCCACUUUAUAAUUAUAUAACCAAUGUUGAAGACAGCCUCUUCAUAUCAAGCGUUACGCUUGUUAAUUUAACAAUAGUAUUGCCUGACAGUUACAAGUCUUACAAAUUUAAAUUAUCUACCCCAAAUCUUUGUAGCUUUAAUUUUACUGGUAAUCCUUUUCAAAAUCUAUCUGGGCACAAUAACAUUAGCAAUACCAAUUUCUCUUAUAUUAAACAUGUAAGGAUUAGUUUAAUAUCUAACAAAGUCGCAAAAUUUCCUUCAAUUCUAUCAAAUUGGCUUCUUGCCCUUAUGGAAUCAUUCACAGUCACUUCAAAGACUCUUAAGAUUCUCAACUUAUUUCCAAAGUCAUGGAAGAUUGAUUUCCCUUAUUUACAUAACUUGAAGUUAUUGAAAAUAGAAACACAUGAGUUUUCAUCUCUACCCGAUGGAAGAGAAGACUUUUUGCUUCAAAAUGCACCGUCAGCUAAGAAAGUCAUUUUCCCAGGAUUUAGUUUGAAGGAUUUAGCCAAAGAAGAUCGGAGACGUAUAAAGCAAUUCCGAUACAGAUACUGACAAACCGACACCAGUAACAAUUUAAGAAAAUGAGUAAAAUUAAAAGUAAUGACAAAUGUCGGUGCAGGGUGCAGGUGACACUGUCGGUGCUACAUAGGAUUUUAUGUCCAAAAGACAUCUUUCCAUAGCUAGAUAGCAUUAUUAAAACUUAUUUAUUUUCCUUACAACUUAUUGAAUUAUGGUUUUUAUUUUGUUUGUCAAGAGGAUUUAUAUAUUUCAACAUCUUUUAUUUUGUUGUCAAGAGGAUUUGUCUAUUUCAACAUUUGUGUCAUGUGUUUGAUCCUUCCAUGUUGAAUUUGGACCGUACACCUAUGUGUUGUAGUGAUUAUGUUACGCCGCAUGAUCCUAUCAUAAUAGGAUAUUGUUGUUUUUUCAAA
This is a messenger RNA of Vicia villosa (hairy vetch), 1683 nucleotides long. Its product is annotated as F-box/LRR-repeat protein 13-like. The record is from RefSeq and is a predicted model, not a curated record. The transcript is spliced from 3 exons. Lineage: Eukaryota; Viridiplantae; Streptophyta; Magnoliopsida; Fabales; Fabaceae. Gene Ontology annotation, molecular function: protein binding. The coding region runs from base 143 to 1306 and encodes 387 amino acids.